CGCGCUGAGCAGGCGAACAAUGAUAUUUUAGCCUUUUAUAAGUCUGCGUCUGCUUCGUGGGUAUUCCACUCUGCCCGUUAGUUAUCGUUCAUCUCAUGUGCAAAACGCGGUACAGUCGUCUGGGAUUGUGUUGGCCAUCUCACACGUUCGGGCAAAUUAUAUUACUUGAUUGUUACCUGAAAAUUGAUAAGCUGAGAUUUCAAAUCGAGUGCGUGGAGGAUUCAGACGACAUCCCUGGUCAGAGGAAGAUUCGUUGAUAUCACUCAUUUGCAGUUGAGCUUGCUGAAUGGGAGACAUUAACCACGACUCCGCGGCAAUGGCUCCUGUAGCCAAAGAACUAAACGAGAAGGAGCUACUGAAUAAAAAGUUGGAGAAAGAAGAUGGAAAGAAAGACCGCGGUACCUGGACCAGUCAACUGGACUUUCUGCUCGCUCUGAUAGGAGCAUCUGUUGGUCUUGGAAACGUUUGGCGCUUCCCUUAUCUGUGUUACAAGAAUGGCGGAGGUGCAUUUCUAAUCCCGUACUUCAUCUGUUUGAUUCUUGGUGGGAUUCCUCAGUUGAUUCUAGAGAUCGGUCUUGGACAGUGGACAAACCAGGCUGCAGUGACUGCAUGGGAUAUCUGUCCGAUCUUCAAGGGUUUGGGUGGUGCUGGGAUGUUCAUCCAGUUUUUCCUGGACACCUACUACAUCGUGAUCAUGGCAUGGUCCCUCUACUACAUGUUCAUGUCCUUCACGUCCAAGCUUCCGUACUCUCACUGCGACAACGCGUGGAACACUCCUUGCUGCUUGGCCACCGGUGGUAUAGGCAAUGACACGGCUAAUGACAGCACUGUAAUGACACCGACGGCAAUGUCGUAUGACCCUACUGGAACACCUUCCAUCAACCUCACCGAUACUUGCAACGGAACAGUUUCAUCGACCGUCGAAUUCUGGGACCGCAAGAUCCUCCAGAUACAUUUAUCGGAUGGUAUUGAGCACCUCGGUGGCAUCAACUGGCAGCUUUUGCUCUGCAUGUUCCUCGCCUGGUUUCUCUGCUAUCUCUGCAUUUGUAAAGGUGUCAAGACGUCGGGAAAGGUGGUGUACUUCACAGCUCCUUUCCCGUACAUCCUCUUGACAAUCCUGUUGAUCCGAGCGGUCACUCUGCCCAAUGCUAUGGAUGGAAUAAUCUACUACCUCAAGCCUGAUAUCACAAGACUACGAGACAGUCAGGUAUGGAUGGAUGCAGCGACUCAGAUCUUCUUCUCCUACUCGCUUGGUCAAGGAGUCCUCAUUGCUCUCGGAAGCUACAAUAAACACAAGCAUAACUUCAUCAGGGAUGCUUUGAUAUUUUCUGUGGCUAAUUCUGGAACCAGUCUGUAUUCUGGCUUUGUCAUCUUUGCUGUGCUUGGAUUCAUGGCUGGUCAACAAGGCGUGGAUGUAUCAGUAGUAGCCAAGUCAGGACCUGGACUGGCCUUCAUUGCAUAUCCUGAAGCUAUAACACAGAUGCCGGCUUCUACUCUGUGGGCUGUGCUCUUCUUUCUCUGUCUUCUAGUCCUGGGUAUAGACAGUCAGUUUGUUGGUGUGGAAGGCUUCGUGGCUACUAUCGUGGACUUGUUUCCUAACACUCUCCUGAAAGGACACCGACGUGAAAUCUUCUGUAUCUUUGUCUGCUUGUUCUUCUGUAUUGCCGGAAUACCUAUGUGUACUUACGGAGGCAUGUACAUCUUCCAAUUGUUUGAUUACUAUGCAGCCAGUGGCUUUGUUCUUCUCUGGGUGUCGAUGUUUGAAAGCUUCACCAUCGGAUGGGCUUACGGUGGUCGCCGGUUCAUGAAGAAUGUGACGGAGAUGUCUGGUGUGAAAUGGAUUGCUCCUUACAUGGUUACAGCAUGGAUCUGUCUCUCUCCAUUAUUUACUUCUGCAAUCUUUAUCUUUAGUUUGGUGAAAUACAAGCCACUUACGUAUAACAACACCUAUGUGUACCCCUGGUGGGGUUAUAUGAUUGGAUGGAUCCUAGCCCUCAUGACCAUGGUCAACAUCCCUAUAUUCUUCUUUUACCAGUUAAUCUUCAAUGCCAAAGGAUCCCUUAUUGAGCGAUGGAACAUACUGACCACUCCAUACCUGCCUCACUGCCGGAGUGAAACGGUGAAUGCGCCCAACGUUCAUGUGAUUGAUCCCAUCUUUUCUAACAUGGAACUCGGCCACAACAACCACGGCGACGGGGAUGUGAUGAAGAAUGGAGGGGCCGAUAUGCCCCCACCACCCUAUAAUGAAUCCAUUGGAAUACAAACGUAUAAUGCGACAGAAAGCGUCUAAAAGCAAUACUUACCAGACAGUCAAUAGACCAUGGCUUUGCUGUAGAUGUUAUGAAAGGGAAUGUUUGAUAUUUUAUAUUAAAAAAAAAAUCCUAGAUGUAUUCACACAGGGUAGAUGGCCUAUUACUUCUAUGAUUUUGCAGCUUGCUCUUGACAACUUAGCUUUGAAAUUAACCCUAACUAGGCGAGGCUUGGGGCCGGGUUAUUUUGUUAGAUCACACCGAAAGAUCGCCACGCAUUUCCCCCAUAAAUUGCACAGACAAUUUGUUUUGAAAAAUAAAUUGAUUUCAUUGACUGUGCUAAUUCUUGCAUUUAUGCCUGAAAUCAAAAUUUUGUUCUAUUUAAAUCAAUUAUAUUUUUUGGUCUAGAUACUCUUUGGAACAUUCUUAACAACUCUAUUAAAAUGCAAUAUCAAUAUUAAUUUCUAUUAUUAUAAUGCAAUUUUAUAACAAAAUUUUUCAUUCAUAUAGACAACAUGCAAGUAACUAAUUGUUCUUAGCUGUUAACAAAAUAAUUAUGCAUUUAUGAAUAUUAAGCUGAAAACAAAAUUGGUAUUGUAUCUAAACAAAAUAAUUUGUUGUUCAUUGUACAUGUAUAAGAUUACCUGUAAUUUACGAAAUGCAUAUUUGACAUCAAUUGUGCGAGACUUGAAAGAAAAUAGGAAAGAUUUAGGUGUUAAUACCACCCCUGGUCUUAGUUAGGGUUAAAAAAAAAACAUUUCAUUGCAUUGCAUUCAAGAUCAUUGCUAGUAAUGAAGAAUACCCUCCAAACAUUAUGACAUGUUAUUAAUGACAAAUUAUAUUCUUGUUACCAAGCAUACCUUGCUAGCAACCAACUAAAUCAUAAAAUAAGCUAGUCUUAUUGGUUGGUAACAUUAUCUU
Lytechinus variegatus (green sea urchin) is the source of this 3170-nucleotide messenger RNA. RefSeq names its product sodium- and chloride-dependent betaine transporter-like. Gene Ontology annotation, cellular component: membrane. The record is from RefSeq and is a predicted model, not a curated record. The coding region runs from base 287 to 2290 and encodes 667 amino acids. Gene Ontology annotation, biological process: sodium ion transmembrane transport. The transcript has 14 exons. Lineage: Eukaryota; Metazoa; Echinodermata; Echinoidea; Temnopleuroida; Toxopneustidae.